AUGGCGAGCGCUCUGACUACCCUGAUGCGGAUGAUAUGGCGACCUGCCCCAACAGCACCUGAUGGCAAGACCGACUUACACGCUGCCGGAGGCGUGUCAGAUGAGAAAACGUCCGUAUUUCAUGACCUUGUACAUCUGGGCGGUAGGAACACCAAGACAAUGGUCCAGGCAUUCAACACAAUUGCAUCUGGUGAGCCAAUGGACGACAAGAAAUGGCUGCUUGAGAAUGCCGUGGCCAUGUUACAAUCGCUGCCACCAGGCAGUGGGCUAAGUGACAAAGUUUCGGGUGGUUUCAUCAAGAUGCUAUGGCACGAUCUCCCUCACCCGCCUGCGGUUUUGGCUGGUCCAGAAAACCGAUACAGAAGGCACGAUGGAGGAGGUAACAAUCACUGGGAUCCUGAAAUGGGCAAAGCUGGCUCUCCAUACUGCCGAAGUGUUACCCCAGCGAAACCCAAGGGCCCAAACUUGCCUGAUGUCGAGCUCGUGUUUGAGAAGCUACUCAAGCGCAAAGGCCCUUUCAGACCACAUCCAUCUGGCUUGAACAGAUUGUUCUUUUCGUUCGCGACCGUGGUCAUUCACGAGUGCUUCCAGACUUCUCGAACGGAUAAGUGGAUCAAUGAGACCAGCAGUUAUGUUGACCUCAGCACAUUGUAUGGGAACACAGGCACAGAGCAGAAGCGAGUCAGAACGUACGAGAACGGAACGAUACAUCCAGACUCUAUCGCCUCAGAACGAAUCAUGCUCAUGCCACCUGGCGUCGUUGCCGUUCUCAUGAUGUUCUCGCGACACCAUAAUACAAUAGCCUAUUCACUGUGGUCUGUCAAUGAGGAUGGCAAGUACGGUGACUGGGAUGAUCUUACUGAAGAGCAAAAGAAAUGGCAAGACGAAGACAUCUUCCAACUCGCACGAAACAUCAACGUCGGUUUCUUUGCUUCCGUUGUCCUGAGAGACUACGUCGCCGCCAUCUUAAACACUCCCCGUGCCGACUCGGAAUGGUUUCUGGAUUUGGGCGCUGAGAUCAAGCAACGAAGUGAACGUGUCGAAAGAGGCACUGGUAACGUCGUGUCGGUAGAGUUUGCUGUGCUCUAUCAUUGGCAUGCAGCCUUGAGUGCAGCAGAUGCCGAUUGGAUGGAAGACCUAGUCAGAAAACAUCUUCCAGAAUUAAAGUCCAUGGACGACAUGAAGCCUCACGACUUUCACAAAGUUGUCGGUGCUGAAGCAGAAAAACUGAAGGCAAUGCAUCCCAAACAAUGGACAUUCGACAACUUGAAGAGAGGUCUCGAUGGAAGAUUUAGUGACGCAGAUUUGGGUAGAAUCAUUAAGGACUGUAUCGAAGAACCUGCUCAUGCCUUUGGUGCUCACGGCACACCGGCGAGUCUGAAAAUUGUGGAUCUAAUGGGUCAGCUACAAGCUCGAGGUGUCUUCAAUGUUUGCACGUUGAACGACUCCCUAAGGUUCAGAAAGUACUUACAUUUGAAGCCAUACGAGAACUUCAUGCAGUGGUGUGAAGACGAGGAAACUGCUCGAGACGCUGAGCUCUUGUAUGGACACAUUGACAACAUGGAACUCUAUCCAGGAUUGCAAGCAGAGUGCACAAAACCACCAAUGCCAGGCAGUGGUGUGUGUCCCGGUCAGACGACAGGACGAGGUAUUCUGGACGAUGCAGUUUCCUUGGUACGAGGCGACCGUUUCCUGACAUACGACAUGAACAGUAGCACGUUGACGAAUUGGGGAGUAUCCAAGAUAGCCGGUAGCGUUGCAGGAGGCUCUUAUGCAGGCAUGUUGCCAACGUUGCUGUUUGGUGCUCUUCCAGGUGAGUUCACUGGUACCUCCUCCUACGCUCUCCUGCCAUUUUACACUCCUAAAGCGGUUCGCGAGAUCCUCGAGGGCAACGGUGUGGUACAAAAGUACGACCUUCAGCGACCUCCCACGAACGUGACAAAGAUCGUCGGCAUCCACACACAAGAAGGAUGCAAGAGAGUCUUCGAGGAUCGUGACAACUUCCGUGUCAUGUAUCAGGCUGCCAUCAGGAAUUGUACAGAUGGACACGACUUCAUGAUUGGAUGGGAUCAGCAACGACGACACGACGAACGUUCGAACCUUCUGCACCAUAUUUUUUUCGAGCCAAACUUCGAGGCAAACGUGUCCCAGUUCUUCCGCACUCAUGUUCGACAAUUGAUCGAGAAGAAUUCCCUACAAUACGCAGACAAAAGGAACUCAAUCGAUAUUGUCAGAGACGUUACUAAUGUCACACCAAUCUUGUGGCUUGCAGAGAGGUUUGCCAUUCCUUUGAAGACAGCAGAACAUCCAAUGGGGUUGAUCACAAGAGCUGAGUUGUUUGAUCUUUACCUGGUCCUUUUCAUGUACCAAAGCUUCAAUAUUUUGCCUCAGAAUGAAUGGAAAUUGAGGGAAGGCAGCAUGAAAGUAGCACCGAUGCUACGAAAGAUCCUUGGAGGUCAUCUUGCAACUCAACAAGGUGGUUACAAGGAAGUAUUUGCUGAUUACCUGGAAAAGGGAUCAGCUUAUGAAGUCAAGCCUGAUGCUGACCGCCUCUACAAAGCCCUGGCCAAAUCUGGUCUGCCCAGUGGUGACCUUGUAGGUGAUUGUAUCGGCAUGGCUGCGCCAGUCGCUGGCAAUCUUACUCAACAGGCUUCGCUUCUCAUCGAUUUGUAUCUCAGUCCAGGAUACGAGAAAUACAAGGAGCGCAUCAUCGAGCUCGCACAUCGAGAUGAUCCUGCAUCUGACAAGGAAAUGCUCGGCUUCGUGUAUGAAGGCAUGCGACAUGCUGGUGUCGUGCCCGGCUUGCCACGUGUUGCAGCACAAGACAUCACUAUCACGGAUGGUCAGCGUGGUCCAAUUCGCAUCAAGGCCAAUCAGACUGUUCUGAUUGCAACCUCAAGAGCAGCCAUGGACCCUGUGGCAUAUCCUAACCCAGAGCUCAUUGACCCACAUCGACCUAUCUCCAGCUACAUACUUCUUGGACAUGGAUUGCACUACUGCUUCGGAGCACGUUUGGUUGCUCCUUCUCUUGUGCCAACCCUGAAAGAGGUCUUCAAGCUGAAGAAUCUACGAAGGGCACCUGGCAGGCAGGGUGAAUUUACCACACUCGAGCAUCAUGUGGCUGGUGUCAACAUGAGAGUUUACCUUGAUGCGAGUGCGAGGGAGAGCCCAAUUCCGACUACAUUGACAUUGAUAUACGACAGAGAGCCAUACAUGAAUGGACAUGCAUGA
Molecule: messenger RNA, 3231 nt
Organism: Lithohypha guttulata
Lineage: Eukaryota; Fungi; Ascomycota; Eurotiomycetes; Chaetothyriales; Trichomeriaceae
Exons: 3
Coding region: 1-3231 (1076 amino acids)
Biological process (GO): response to oxidative stress
Molecular function (GO): monooxygenase activity; oxidoreductase activity, acting on paired donors, with incorporation or reduction of molecular oxygen; iron ion binding
Source: RefSeq, a predicted model, not a curated record